Xenopus laevis (African clawed frog) is the source of this 1724-nucleotide messenger RNA. RefSeq names its product mitochondrial ribosomal protein S5 L homeolog (gene mrps5.L). The transcript is spliced from 11 exons. Gene Ontology annotation, molecular function: structural constituent of ribosome; RNA binding. Gene Ontology annotation, biological process: translation. NCBI's taxonomy places the organism in Eukaryota, Metazoa, Chordata, Amphibia, Anura, Pipidae. Gene Ontology annotation, cellular component: mitochondrial small ribosomal subunit; ribosome; mitochondrion. The coding region runs from base 107 to 1309 and encodes 400 amino acids. The record is from RefSeq and is a predicted model, not a curated record.
GCGCUUAUAAUAUUUCUACCAUGUAUUUUAAAUUAGCAUCUCCGAUACAGAAUACGUAGUUAGAAUAUAUUUGAAAAGGCAGCGCUACGGACAGCCUUGUGCAGACAUGGCGGCGCUCAGAUUGUGCAGUAGUGUCCUCCGUACAGCAUGUAGAGGAGGAAUCUCUGUGCCAACAGUACGAAGCAGCUGGCAGAACAGUCACUUGGCCAACAUACUUCAAGUGCACCCGUGUGUGUCUGUUCUUCACAGUGUUACCAUUCAACAAAACAGGCAGAGCAGCUUCUUUAACAAGUUGACUGCCAAUGAACUAUGGAGAGGAGUCUUGGCAGAAAGUGGGACAGGUGCACGAAAAGGAAGAGGCAAAAGAACAAAGAAAAAGCUUAAGAAAGAUCUCAACCGCGGACAGAUGCUUGGAGAAGGGAGAUCUGGAUAUCUCUGGCCUGGGUUAAAUGCACCUAUUGUAAAGAGUGGCUCAGUACAGACCAUUGCAAAGAGGGACCAGGUACAGCAGGAGGAAAUGCAAGCUGAAAUGAUAAAGCAACGAGAUGAAUGGGACAAAAAGAGAAGAACGAGAAUUAAACGCGAGAGAGGCUGGACUGGGAACAGUUGGGGUGGUGUUAGCAUUGGAGCCCCAGACCCAGGGCCUAAUGGAGAAACCUAUGAAGAUUUUGACUGCCGAGUAAUUGAGGUUAAAAAUGUUUUCAACAUGACUGCUAAAGAAGGAAGAAAGAAAUCUGUGAGUGCCUUGGUGGUUGUUGGUAAUGGAAAUGGAGUGGCAGGAUUUGCUCUUGGUAAGGCCAGUGACAGAAUGGUAGCUUUAAGAAAAGCAAAGAACAGAGCAGUUCACUAUCUACACUAUAUAGAGCGUUAUAACAAUCAUACAAUUUAUCAUGACAUCACAUCUUCAUUUAAGAGGACAUCAAUAAGAAUGAAGAAACAAAACCUAGGACACGGCCUCCAUUGCCAUAGGGCAAUAAUCACCAUCUGCAAGUUAAUUGGCAUCACAGACAUGUAUGCAAAGUUGUCUGGAUCCAUCAAUCUGCUGAAUCUCACAAGGGCACUUUUCCUUGGUUUGGCAAAGCAGGAGACACACCAAGAACUUGCAGACAAGAAGGGCCUUCAUGUGGUGGAAUUUAGUGAGGAGCGGGGCGGGUUGCCUGUUGUCGUUGCCUCUCCCAGGGGGGCCCUUCGCAAAGAUCCAGAGCCCGAAGGAGACGUUCCCGACACCAAACUGGACUGGGACGAAGUGAAAGCAGCUCAAGGAAUGAAGCGUUCUAUCUGGGCAAAUGUUAAGAGAACAUCUCGGUGAAAUCUUAAAAUGAAACAGACUGUAAGCAAAUUAAUAACCUGCACAACAACACAUGGUGCAAAUCUCCUGCUGUCACCGAACUGCAUUUUUAAUGCGUCCCUUUAUCACUUGGCUUGACAUUUACCUGCAAAAGAUAUUCAAUAUUACAUUACAUUUGCCCAUCUUGCAGCUCGGCAACCUGAGAGGGCUAGAGCUAUUACAGCAGUUUCUCUUCAUCAGCAAUGCAUUUGUUACAGGUCACACUAGAGCUGAAAAGUGUGGGUACAUUCCUAGCCAUUUAGCCACUCUUUUGUACUGCUCUAAUGCAUCUCUUACUAUCCACAGGGACACCAUAUUCUUUGUAAUGUAGUACUGUCUGUACUGGCACAGGUAAGAGCCACUCUGAAAGAAAUAAAGAUUUUGAGAAUUAGAAAUA